Molecule: messenger RNA, 1881 nt
Organism: Coregonus clupeaformis (lake whitefish)
Lineage: Eukaryota; Metazoa; Chordata; Actinopteri; Salmoniformes; Salmonidae
Exons: 6
Coding region: 1-1881 (626 amino acids)
Source: RefSeq, a predicted model, not a curated record
AUGGAGUCAGUCGGCAGUGUUGAGCGCUCUGAAGUUGAGACAGUCCAAAAAUCUUACUCCUACCAGUCCAUAGUUGGCAUACCUGCAGCGAAAGGUGCGUGUAUGAUGGAUACAAACCCUAACGUGUUAGGGCUGGAGGACCAGCAUAGAACUGCUUCCUCCAGUUCCUCUGGCUGUAGGGAGACAAGUCAGGCUGCAGUGACCUCAGGAUCCAGAGUCAGUGGAGAGCAGCAUCCUCAGAAACCCAGCAAACAGCGCUCCCAACAGGGCUUCAGUGUACUACAGAAACUGUCUGCUGAAGAACGGAGGAUCACGAAUGAAUGUCUACAUGGUGUGAUUAGUUUGGAGGACCUGAGUCACGCAUCGGAUGGCAUCAUCGACUGGGUGGUGACCGUCACCACUGAAGUUCUCCUCCCUGCCAUCUCCCAGUGCAAAGCUCUGAGAAGCAGAUCCUCCUCCAGCACUAAACAGGAUCCACAGAGAAGGUCCCCAUCAGAGGCCACGCUGCUACAGGCCCCAUCAAUAUCAACAUCAUCAUCAACACCUCCACACUCUGGUGCCUCCCCAGUGAGACUGAGAAUCAUCCCCAAAAUGUCCAGCUUCCUUACAGGCCAGGGUGACGCUACCGGUCGCCUUCUGGGGGAACGGCCCCUUGGAUCCCUGUUAGGUGGAGAGGUGAGGACAGAUGCUGAGUUAGAACACAAGGCCAGCAGGGUGGUGGCUGUGGUUCUACAAGGGGUCUGGACUAUGACAUCAGUAGACACUAGCGACCCUGAGAUGGGGGCUCUUCUCUCAGGCAUUCUCAAGAACAUCCCCAUGGUGUUGAAUCCUGCUGCAGCUGCAGAUAGAGAAAGCUCUGACAGUCAGAGUCCCUUGGAGACAGUUGACAUUGGGCAGAGAAUCAACCCAGGGUUUUUCCUCUCAGACGAGCACAUCAGCGGUAUUUGCUCAGACACGGUGACCAGCGCAUGCAGCAACGCCAGGUUCUCUGUAUUGGAGGACAAGUCUCUAGGCUUCACUGAUGACAGAACCCUGGCUCCUCCAUCACCGCUUUGUCAGAAGUCCCAGUGUUGCCUGACUGCUGGAGAAGAGACAGGCAGGGCUCCCUCUCUCUCUGAGCAGCACAGCACCACCUCCCUACAGGAAAGACAGUCAUGUUCCUCACACUGCAGCCAGACAUCAGGGCAGAGUGCUGCCUCCCUCUCUGGUAGUCAGAGUCCAGACGAGCUCCUCACCCCUGAGGUGAAGCAGAGGAUUAUCAUGGCUGUGGAGGAGAUCAUCACAGAGGGCGGUGAGGACGAAGCCUCUGGAUCCACAGAGCUGUGUGAAGCUGUGUCACCAGGCUCUCGCCGCUUCACUCCCACUACCAGCCUGGCAGCCAGCAACAUUGUGUCUGUUGUUCUGCACGGCCUAAAGGACACCAUCGGUGCGGUUCAGUCCAAAGAGGUCACCAGGUCAGAGUUGGAAAAGACAAUCAGCCAAAGCCUGGUCAACUCUGUGAUGGUGAUCCUGAAGAGUCGGUUGAUGCUGGAUGCUCAGGUUCCUGUGGUGCAGGGGGACAACUCCACCCUGAAGACCUCAGAGCAGAUCCCACAUGGAACCAUGGAGACCCCAGAGCUGAUCCCAUCUGUAACCAUGGAGACCUCAGAGCUGAUCCCAGACAGAACCAUAGAGCCUCCAGGAUGUUCCUCAGACAUAGCUGUGGAUAAGAACCACAUCUCCUCCAAGUUCAGAAGGUCCACCUCAUUCAGGGAGGCUCUCAGUAUCAGUGCUCCCAUGCGUGCCUUCCUGGACUCCAAGGACCUAGAGGUUCCUUCGCAGCCCCAACACUCUGCCGCUUCUCUGAGAACUGAUCUCGCAUCGUGGUGCGACCGAUCCUGA